Apus apus (common swift) is the source of this 7360-nucleotide messenger RNA. It is a transcript of the gene NLE1, whose product is annotated as notchless homolog 1. The coding region runs from base 17 to 1465 and encodes 482 amino acids. The transcript is spliced from 13 exons. Lineage: Eukaryota; Metazoa; Chordata; Aves; Apodiformes; Apodidae. Gene Ontology annotation, molecular function: protein binding. Gene Ontology annotation, biological process: Notch signaling pathway; ribosomal large subunit assembly. The record is from RefSeq and is a predicted model, not a curated record. Gene Ontology annotation, cellular component: nucleolus.
UGGGGCGCGCAGGCACAUGGCGGCGAGCAUGUCGCCGGACGAGGACGUGCAGCGGCUCCUGAUCCAGUUCCGGGAUGAGGCGGGGGUGUCCCUUGGCUCCCCCUUCGACGUCCCGGUUACCAUCACCCCGGACAAGCUGCAGCUGGUCUGCAACGCCCUCCUGCAGAAGGAUGAGCCGGUGCCUCUUGCCUUCUUCGUCCACGAUGCCGAAAUUGUGGUGUCGCUGGAGAAGACCCUGGCGGGGCAGGCGGUGGAGACGGAGAAGGUCCUGGACAUCAUCUACCAGCCUCAGGCGGUGUUCCGGGUGCGGGCGGUGACCCGCUGCACCAGCUCCCUGGAGGGACACACCGAAGCUGUCAUCUCUGUUGCCUUCAGCCCCACGGGAAAGUACUUGGCAAGCGGUUCUGGAGACACCACCGUGCGCUUCUGGGACCUCAGCACGGAGACACCACAGUUCACAGCCAAAGGCCACCGGCACUGGGUGCUCAGCAUUGCCUGGUCCCCUGAUGGCAAGAAGUUGGCUUCAGGCUGCAAGAACAGCCAGAUCUUUCUCUGGGACCCAGCCACGGGCAGUCAGGUCGGCCGGGUGCUCUCUGGCCACUCCAAAUGGAUCACGUGUCUGUGCUGGGAACCUCUCCACCUAAACCCAGAGUGCCGCUACCUGGCGAGUGCCUCCAAGGAUGGCAGCAUCCGCAUCUGGGACACGCUGGUGGGCAGGUGUGACAAAAUCCUCACAAGCCACACGCAGUCAGUGACGUGUGUGAAGUGGGGGGGCGAUGGCUUGAUCUACUCUUCCUCUCAGGACAGGACCAUCAAAGUCUGGAGGAGCCAUGAUGGGGUCCUCUGCCGCACCUUGCAGGGCCAUGCUCACUGGGUGAACACCAUGGCCCUCAGCACUGACUAUGUGCUGCGUACCGGUGCCUUCGAACCUGCUGAGGCCACCAUCAACCCACAGGAUGUGAGGGGCUCCUUGGCAGAACUGAAGGAAAAGGCACAGCAGAGGUAUGACCAAGUCAGGGGCCAGGAACCAGAAAGGCUCGUCUCAGGGUCAGAUGAUUUCACACUGUUUCUUUGGAGACCUGCAGAAGACAAGAAGCCGCUGGAGAGAAUGACGGGCCACCAGGCAUUGAUUAACCAAGUCCUCUUCUCACCAGACACUCGUAUCAUAGCUAGUGCCUCCUUUGACAAGUCCAUAAAGCUCUGGGAUGGAAGGACAGGAAAGUACCUGACGUCUCUGAGAGGCCACGUCUCAGCUGUCUAUCAGAUCUCCUGGUCAGCCGACAGCCGCUUGCUGGUGAGCGGCAGCAGUGACAGCACGCUGAAGGUCUGGGAUGCCAAGACCAAGAAGCUGGCCAUUGAUCUCCCUGGCCAUGCAGACGAGGUGUAUGCAACGGAUUGGAGCCCGGACGGACAGAGGGUAGCCAGUGGAGGCAAGGAUAAGUGUUUGCGGAUAUGGCGUCGGUAGGAGCAGUGACACGGAGCUGCCGGUCCCCUCCUAAGCUGGCCUGUCCUCAGCACAUCUGCCUGGGGAAUCUGCGAGGUGAUGGAUGAUGGAGGCUGACCCAAGCACGACUGAGUCUCUCUUCUGUUGGCUGCUGUCCCUCAUGGACCCUUUCCUUAUAUUUAUUUAAGGAAAUUUUAAUUCUAGUUCUUAUUAAGAGCUGUGCUUUGCAGGAUGAUUUCCUCUGACCAUUACACGAGGGGUAUCUCAUCUGCCUCCAUCUCCACUGGCAUUUAUUGAAAUUUCAGCCUUACAGUAGCCUGCCACCAUGUGAGGGGCAAGUGAAGGGUGGGGACAGCUCAUGCCCUUUCUUGCUGUGUGAAGAAUCCUACAGGGAGGAAGCUUUUAGUGGGAACAGAAAGGGUUGUCCUUGGGUGGCUUUCAGAGAGGGAGGGAGAAAGGGGAAAAUCCAGCACAUCGUUACAUUGCAGAAUCGUGCUCAGCUGUGUGCCCGGGACAAAGAUCUGCUGAGAAUAAGGUCUCAGGACUUCUCAUUAUUCCAGUAAGGUUUUGCCUUUCCACUCAGCUGAUUCCCUGUGGGCUGUGCUGAGCGUUAUCUGUUAGUGAUCCUCUGCAUCCACGCAGAUCACUCAUUCACUCAUCUCUUCAGAGUGCAACAGGCAUGGGCUUCAAACAACUGCUGGAGCUGUGCUGAGUUUUCAAGUCUCAACAGUUCUUGGAAAUGGGGGAAUGAGGCACUUGUGCCUCUAAACAGUGGAGAGAGUGCCUGUUUCCCAUCCACUGCUAGCUUAGGGGGAAAGAAAGAAAGAAGAGGUGGGGAAGGGAAGAAAGGAGCAGGCAUUUUGGGUGAUGUUUGUCCCUUGCCCUAGUUACGUGCUGACAGCAGGGCUGGGACUGUCACAGUAAAUGGCAAAAUGUUCGUUGCACAGAGUUGGCUCCUGAAAUUUCUUGUGUGCAGUUACUUGCCCAGUGGGUGAGAGGGAUUCACACUGUCAUUGUGUAAGUCUUUCUGUAAGUCAGCUCAGCCUUCCAGCAAUCAUGAGGCAAAUAGACCUGGAUUUAGUGUUUAUUUCCAGGAUGCUUACCAAGCAGUGAAAAAUCAAGAUGUGAUUAUUAAGGAGCAGAAAUUAUAUUGUCAGAUUUAGUAGCAGCAAGUUAGCACAAAGGCCAGAACAUUCUCUCUAGCUCUCAUACUGUAGCUGCUGCUCAGUAAUUACUACAACUCAGAACAGGAGUUUGUGUCUCAGAUGCUUCCCAGCUGCAGAAGAUGAAUUUUAGAAUGCAAUUCCUGCUGGCAGAAGCUUUGGAGAAUUAAGAGGGGCUGGUGCAGUAAUGGCCAUUUGCUUGUCUGCAAGUGUUCGGGUGAACAAAAGACUGGAACAAAGGGUUAAAUCUUUGAUAUGACUGAGAACACAAAUUGCAGCUCCUGUUAUUAUCUCCUUCUGCCAGCCCAAGUCAGCAGGCUCUAUCUUCUUGGGAUCUUUUGGGAAUUCAAAUAUCCUGUGCCUGCUCUUUCAUUAACAUGCUUCCUCCAGCCAGUUCUUGCUGACAGUGAAGGCCCUGUCGUGUCCAUCUGCAUAAAGAAACUUUUCCUAAUUCACUAAGGUAAAUGUGGGACAGGAUGACUUAAAACUGUAGCUGAUAAUUCUGCCUCCCCAGGCUGUCCUGCCCUUGGGAAGGAGAGGAGCACACGUGCAGUUGAUGGAUCUCUGGUAACAGCUGAGAAGCCUGCCGGUUUUGCAAGUGAGCUGAAGGAAACAAUCCACCCUCAGGAGUUCAGCUCUGUCCCCAGGUUUGACUUGCUGGAGGUGGUGGCUUUUGUAGCUCCUGGUAGUAUGUGGCUCCUUCUGAAGCAAAGAGCUCUUCCAAAGUGCUGCAUGGGGUCACUGUGCCUUGUUAAUCCACGGUGUGUUUUGUGUUAGAAGUGGGGAAGUAUCAGAAGUGGGGGAAGUGACCCUGCCAGCGGGGACUGACUUGGCUGUGCACGGGUUUUCAUGUACCUGAAGACCACUUUCUUGUCCACAGAUUGCCAAAUGACAGCAAUUGCUGUGCCCUGUGGCCAUGCCCCUAACCUAGGCUGGCUCCUGCCAUCCCUUCAGUCUCUGCUUCUCUGAUAUUGGGCACUGAACAGAUCCUGAUUAAAAGCCACAUUCCAGGAAGGUUUUCCAAAGCAAAGUGAGACCUCUUGAAGAAAGAGAGGCUCUUGCAACUAAAUUUACACCAAAAUAAGCUAUCUAGGCCUUUAUCUUUCUUUGACCUGAUAGUGGGUAGGUUUUGCACCAGGCUGUGUGAUGGGUUUGCACGUAGACCAAAUCAUAUUUUCCAAUCUAAGCAGCUGCUACUAUUUUUAUCAUUCCUACAGUCUCAGCCUUCACAAUCAUACCAAGUGUUGGUCCUGUUCCAGCUGUAUUCCUAAGCAAUCCCUUAACACCCCUCCCAGGCCUCGCUCGGCUGUCCCCUGCCUGUCCCUGUGCAUGGGGAAGAGCUGCUGCCCUUCCCCUGGGAGGUGGCUCCUCUUUGGCAGGAGAUGAAGCAGGCACGUGCUGUCCCUCCCUCCCCUGGCCAUGGUGAUGUGAGCUUCCAUGAGCUAGAUUUUGGAAUUGCAGGUACUGAUUUGACUGGAUGCUGUUCCUAAUGGGGAAGAUGUUGCUUUUUGUUAAAAGGACAAGUCUGGAAGGUAGGCAGGAGCUUUCUGAUGGCUUCUCUGGGAACAGCAUCACUAGCCCUACAAGAAACUUACUGAAACACUUGAGCUUUUCUAGUGCUGUAUGAUCGGAAUCUCAGAGUGAUUCAAUCCAUUUUCUCCUGAGUUACUCAUUAAACAUACCACACAGAAAUGCCUGCCACAAGGAUGUUAUUUUUCACUGGUAAUAUAAGAAUAACGUUAAGCAUAUCCAGAAACUGUCCUGUGGAUCCCUUUGACACUUUGUCCUUCAAAAGCUCUGAUAGCUCAGCUGAUGUCACCAUUAGUUUUGCUACAAAUCCCCAAUGGGAGGACAGUGAUGAUGGGAAGCAUUCUAGUCCUCUGAGAAAGGCUUACCUGUCAUCAGUUCCUGGGUAUGAUGGAAGGAGGGAAGGAAGGAGAGAAGAAAACUAAGAAUAUCUACAGUGAAGUAGAUUGUUUGGGGUAGUGCUGAGAUGAGUGGGACAGUGCCAGACUCCUGCCUUUGGGGGUAGAUUUAGCUAAGUGGGGCCUUAACAUCCUUCUGAAAAUUGUUGUCAGAGCUGAGUGUUCUGCUUACCCACACAGGAGGGUUGGCCAAGUGGCAUAUGUGUUGGGUUCCCUGGGUCUUGGGUCCUUGGAGCCACACGUUCAUGUUCUGCUCAGCUCAGCUGGUCUCUUGAUUAUUUCCCCAGAUCAGUAAUUAACUUCUGUGUACAUGGUUAUAGCCUGGGGAGAGAUACAAGAAAAAUCUUUUGGUGAACAGGAAGAAAAUAAUCAUUCAUUGUUCUGCAUGGGCAUGAAGAAAAGCAGUUUUCUUUCUGCUUUUCUUUAGGUCAACCCAGGCACUGUUCAGAUGAUGUUUCUACAUCAGAAAGGGCUGCAUUUUGGUGGUAUGUCAGGAAAGGGCUUAUGGUGGAGAUUAUUAGUACAUUUGAAGGUGAAAAGUGUUAUGGAAGCUCAGAACAGUGAUGUCUGUGUUUUGGGGAGCUGCUACCAGAUGAAAGAGUAUUUCUGUGUACUCAGAUAAGCAAACUGGAAGGUGCUAAUUCCUUCCUAUAUCUGUUGCUCUUGUGAUCAUGAGUCCUGGCUCACAUCUGAGGGACUAAUUUGGCUGAAGCAAUGUAGUGCAGCUGAGAGAGCCACAAAUCCAUCUGCAGUGCUGCUCUCCCGGGUUUUCUUCAUUCUGUGUAAACCAGUGGUCCUUGCUGAGCGGCAGGUCACUGGCAGUCUCUUGUUAGUGGGGUGUGGCUCUUGCACAGCCCCAUGUUAAAAAUAAACACAGCACACAGUACUUUGUGCUUUUGAAGGAUCCCUGUGCUUGGUUAGACAUGGUACCAGUGUCUGGCCAUCCUUGUUGAGCAUGGUGGGUAUUUUAUUCUCCUGCUGUGUGGCUUUUCAGAGCAGAGCAGUGCAUCUCUCCCGAGUGCUGCAGGGUUGUCAGCACCCACUUGUGCUAAAUGCUGAAUAUUUGUGUGUAUUCCUUGGGUGAGGGAGGAGAACCACAAGCCCUGCAGGAUUAUCAUGCAUCCUCUCCCAACAUCUCUAGUAAUGAGGCUUCCUUUGGGAAAGGCAGGUGAAUUCAGUCCCCUCUGUCUCUGACCUCUUUCAGCAAAAGCAAGUGAAGGUGCUGUUUGUAAAUAGGUUUAUUGUAGUCUGCCAGUGCUGGAAAUAUUGACAUCUAGAAACUUUCCCAGACACUAAUCAAGAACGCAGCUCAGAUGAGUGACCUGCAUGCAAAUCCCACAGCCCUUCCUCCAGUGGUUUUUCAGACCUUGGCCCUUCAGAUCCCAUUGGAAUCCCAGUGCCACGGCAGCGUGUUUAGUUAUUCUGCUCAAACCUCCCUGCUGCUCCUGGCUGUUUUGUCCUUGCUGUGCUGAAACAAACCUGCUGGAGGGCUCCAGCCCCAUUAGGAGGACAAAAGGACAUCAGAUGUGCUGCUACUGAAGCAAAAUGUGUCUCAGUUUUGAAGUGUAAUGCAGAAUGCAUGGCUUAGAAAUUCCUGAAGUGGCUUUCUCUGUUCAAAAGGCUAUUUCUGGACAUUUAUUUUUUUUUAGCUUCCCUAAAACACAGUUUGUGACAUUGACUUUGGGGUGAGGAUACAGGCUGAGACUGAGAGGAUUCAUAUUGAAUGUGAGAAUUGGUGAAUGCCAAUAAACAGGCAGUUCUCCAGGAAACUAUUUUCUGAAUCAGAAUAUUUAACACACUGAGGCUUGUGGGCUUUUUCUUUGUUUUAAAGGGGCACCAUGGAUGCAUACUAGAAAAUGUCUGUGUUACUAGCAGCAACUUAAUUUGUGAUAAACUUGGAAUAUUUUUACAUCCCAUUUAUUCCUUCCAUGGGGGUGUUCUGAGCAGCUGAAAUUACUUGGGUCAGCUUCCCUUUCUCUGUUGUGUUUGCUAGGUUAGUGCUGUGGUCAGAUUUUGGAUGAGAGCUCAGAACUUCAGAAAAUAAGUGAAUAAGAAAAUUUGGUCUUAAGGGUUUAAAAGCCCUUUGAUUCUCUUUGGCACAAAGCAAUGUCUUACGAUUCCUCUGAUGCCUCCAUAUAAUGGCUUGAGCUUGAAAUGCUCUUCAUAAAGCUGUCCAUAUUCCCAUAAGAGUCUCUUGCUAAAUAUUUUUCAAUCUAAGUGCAUUGUCUUUGGAGAAGAUUCGCUGUGGAGGUUUUGACAUGGCACACAGCUCCAGUAGUACUUGGGUUUGAGUGCCAGAAAGCCAAGGGAGAUAUGUGAAUAAGGAAAGGACCAACUGCAUAACUCUCUGCUCAGUCUCUAUUUUGAUCUCCCAGCUCUAAAAGCAGACCUGAUGUCAUGUGAGAGAAGGUGCAGCACAGUGACAUGAGGUCACAGCUCUGCCCUGUGUGAUCCCAAUGUGCACCUUGAGCCAGCAGUUAACUUCAGUGGAUGGUUAAUCACUGCUGCUGGGGUGCCGGGGGGGUCUGGGGCAGAUGGGGUUAUUGGGGAGGCCUGAAGGAGCACGCACAGAUGAAAGGUGUGGAGGUGGCAUGGUGAACAGGGAAAGAAAGCAGUCAGGAAUGGAAAGCAGAGUGUAGUUAUGUGGAUCUAGAGGUGAAGGUCAAAGGCUGCAUGUGACUGGUGUGUGGUGGCUGGUUGGGUUUUUUUUAAAUGUUUGAACUUGUUGCUGUAAUCAUCCCCAGGCUGAUCUAAAAGUGCUGGGAGGGAAAGGCUGUAAAUUAUAGACAACUUUCUCCUUAAAAAGAAAGCGAGCAAUAUGAAGUGUC